AUGGACAAAUAUCGAUUGGUACAAGAGCACAUCAAAGGCGAUGAAAGUGAUAGCAACGACAACCAGACUAAUAGCAACACAAAAAGCAAUAGCACAAGCGGUAGUAACAACGAUAGCAACAGCAACAGMAACACCAGUAGUGAUAGUGACAAGAAGAAUUUAACCAUGAGCUGCGAAGUGAGAAUAACACAGCAGGGUAAACCAAGGAAUUAUAUUUCAUACGCCAUGAAGUUAUUUGUAAGUCAUUCGUAAUGGCUAUUGAUGGAAUCCCCAGUUACUUSAUGUGAUCCAUCUGCAUUAUUUACAGAGYAGGAACACUGAUUUUUACUCGGUUCCGAUUCGACUCAAGCCCACCGCACUCGCGUCGUUGCGUCGUUCUCAUACGUUCAUACUUUUCCGUUCCAUUUUUUCCAUGGGACAACACCCGUAUAAUCCCUGUGGUACCUACCGGAAAUCAAAAAUACAAUCCAACGUAAUACACUGCCACCACCGACCGAACAUAURCGUUGAAAGGCAGACAACUCGGACAAGAUUGUCCUGAAGGCCAUGGGACGAGCCAUCAACAAGGCCGUCACGAUUGCAGAGAUUCUCAAACGGAAGAUGCCCCUCCACCAGUGCAACAGCCUGAGCASUGUAGAAAUGAUUGACAUAUUUGAACCGCUCGAAGAAGGAUUGGACAGGGUCACCUCUCGGCGAUAUGGUAAGUWRCUGUUGUAUGCGCUYUACUUUACUUUCUGGAAUUGCAARACAUUCUUUUCGAAAGAAAAUGAAACGAAAUAAAYGCCAUCCGAKUAUUCGGUCGGACGGAUGUGGUUACAGAAAGAAGAGUAAUUCCUGUUUUUGUAUGCCCAACACMUCAAAUCCAACAUUAGACUCAACACARCUCUCCCGUCCUGUAUUUUCGUUGCCCAUUAGUCUCCUGCAUGCAAAUAACUCUYUCCCGAACGCUGGAAGGCAUAGAUACCAACCAUAUUGGGUAUCAACCUCCUUUGCCCCUCGAAGAAAUGAAUCCCGGGGAUUUUCAUCCGAUGAGAGACACGGCGCUUGUUGCGUCAUCGUAGAAGUAUCGCGUCGUCGAUGGGCCGUGGGUGCGAUUCGCUAUGGGGCGGGAUUAAUCCGGUUGUGCCGGUGGUAUUGGGAAUGGAUAGCACCGUUGUCUUUCAAUAGUCGCUGCGGUCCAAGUUGUACGAAUAUUCGGGACACGAAGCUGACAGCAGCUCGUACCUGACGCAACUUUAACCGCACCCGAAGCAAUGUACAAGUCCAUGGAAUGCCCAAAAGAACCACAAAGUCAAAGCAAAGGAGCUGAUCAUAUGGAGGAAUUGUACUUGCGAAUCAGAGUACUCUAGCACCGUUUUAGGUUGCGCGUACAGACUUCAAGGAACCGAGGUCGAUGCUUGCUUUGUUGCCUUUAUCUGGCUGCGACGUGUGAAAUUUAGUUUCCGGAACGCUUCAACCGAACGAUGGUAAAAACAAAUGCUCUUACCAUCCAACACCCAUAACAUUCAUAAUUAUCUGAACAGCUACUACUACUACAGUAUUUUGAUAUUGUUGUCGAUGUGCUACAAAACAAAACGGGAUGAAAAAUGAAUUUUUUAGAAAUUUUCUGUUGAUUUUUCCAAACCCACAACAGUUUGGUACCGUACCGCAUGCACGUACGUCGUACAUCGACUUGCGAAAGGACUGUCCCAUACCUACACACGAUUGAAAACCGACAGUUCCGCCGUAACCAUUGAUAACCACGAAAAAUGAAACGAGCGAAAACUAAAUUUCAAAUUUAGAA
Molecule: messenger RNA, 1783 nt
Organism: Pseudo-nitzschia multistriata
Lineage: Eukaryota; Bacillariophyta; Bacillariophyceae; Bacillariales; Bacillariaceae
Source: the annotation of a GenBank genome assembly